Messenger RNA from Electrophorus electricus (electric eel), 1711 nucleotides. RefSeq names its product YdjC chitooligosaccharide deacetylase homolog (gene ydjc). The record is from RefSeq and is a predicted model, not a curated record. Lineage: Eukaryota; Metazoa; Chordata; Actinopteri; Gymnotiformes; Gymnotidae. Gene Ontology annotation, molecular function: deacetylase activity. Gene Ontology annotation, biological process: carbohydrate metabolic process.
CGGAAAAGGAAGUAGGCUCGCUCGUUUAUGAAGGGUGCUCAGUCCGAACACGGGAGGACUCUGUAGCCACUGUACUCGACAAGGACGCUAAUGGCACAAAUCUUGCAAUAAAAUGGCAGCGACACGGAGUGAAAAUGCCUCAGCUCAAAGUCAAGUUGGUCAUCACCGGAGACGAUUUUGGCUACUGCGACAGAAGGAAUCGAGGAAUUGUGGAUUGUUUCCAGGCGGGCGGAAUCUCCAAUGUGUCACUGCUGGUUAACGCCGCGUCAGCGGAGAACGCGGCCGAACUGGCGAAAAGACAUCGCAUACCUAUUGGACUCCAUGCAAACCUCUCGGAAGGUGCCCCGGUGUGCCAGGAGCUGAAGACAUCUAGUCUUCUCAAUAAAGAUGGCUUCUUUCAUGGCAAGAUGGGUUUCCGGCAAGUUCUACAGAGUGGCCAAAUGAACAUGGCAGAGGUGGAGGCUGAACUUAGGGCCCAGAUUAAGCGUUUUUGUGAGCUCACUGGUCGCCUUCCCAGUCACAUGGAUGGCCACCAGCAUGUACACGUGUUGCCAGAGGUGCGAGAAGUGUUUGCACAAGUCCUCUCUGAUUUCGGGAUCUCAUGCACUCGGGUCCCAGUGGAGCCUGGCCUUCAUUCCUGCACCUUCCUACCUCCCCAUCUCCGAGACUUCUACCUGCAGGUUGAGAAGGAUGCCCUCCAGUCUGUGGAGGUCUUCCAUCGAUACGGUAUCAGAUGGCCAGAUGUCUACUUGGGCCUCAGCACAAUGGGGCAAAACAUGUCCAUCUCCAACCUCCAAAGAGCCCUGAGCUUCGCUCUGCAGGCUCGGACGUCCAUCGCAGCACAAGCCGGGGACCUGUGUGGUCCCGGCUUGUGUCAGCCAAUCACGGUGGAGCUGAUGGUGCAUCCUGGGUACCCAAGCCAUCCUCUCCAGGGUGGCUGUGGUGAAGGCCCAGACGACUUCUCCCAGUCCUCUGAUCGUCUGCAUGAGCUCAACAUGCUGAGGGAUCCGGUACUGCACAGUUACUAUAAGCAGCAGGGGAUCCUCCUCUGUGCCUUCAGUGAUCUGUAAAUACUCCAAGGCCACUUAAUGAGGACCUCAAAUUCGCAGCGUCUCAAGGGGUUUGCAGCAGACAGAGUGUAACACCUGACUCGGUUAACAAGCUUAUCUCACAAUCCUCAAGGGAUAAAUUAUUGGAAUUGUCAGGUGGCACAAGGUGUGGCUAGAGCAGGUAAAGGUGAUGUGCAUCCCCCCAUGUUGAAGGGCAAGGUUGAUCCCAAACAUAGCCUUUGGAUCAGUGUCAGAAAACCAAAUAUUAAUGCCAGUUAUUAGAAGAUAUGAGCCAGAUUGUUCACUUUGACAGGUAACUUCUGACAGUGGUCUUGCUUCCAAAAGUUCUCUUCAUUGUGACAUGAAGGUGUUUUUAGAAAUCUGCCUCAGUACAUCACCAAAUGCAAAGCACUCUAGAGAAUAUUGUUUUCUUAAAUACUACAGAUGUCUGGAGAAUCCUUUAAUGCAAUUUUAAUCAAACAGGACUGUUUUAGAUGUUGUCUGAUUUAUGACUGUGUUGCGCAUGAAGAUUUCAGCCCGACUGACCAUGUAGAAACACCAUAUUUUAAAAACCUGUAUGUAUAUUUUUCUUAUAUAUAUUAAAUGUAUUUGAUAUUUUAAUGUAAUAUCAUUUGAAUUAAAAUCACAAUUCUUUUAUUUCA